GAGGGAAUGAGAAAAAGGUACAUUGAUUUUCAACAGGUAAGGUCGUUGAGACCUCCGUCCAAUUUCGAUGAGUUCGAGAAUUUCUUCCUUCAUACAAAUCCUUUCUUAGAACAAACUCGCUCAACUCUCCAUUCCCAUUCCCAUUUCUCUCUUCAUUCCAAUGGCUCAUCUUCUCAACACCUCCUUCCUCCCCGCCUCCUCCCCUUCUCUCCGCCCAACGCCUUUUCUCCCACCCUCGUUUCACUCUAUACGCCGCCCUCUCCAGGUCCAAGCCAAGAUCCGCGAGAUCUUCAUGCCUGCUCUCAGCUCCACCAUGACUGAGGGCAAGAUUGUAUCUUGGAUCAAGACUGAGGGCGACAAGCUCGCCAAGGGUGAGAGUGUUGUCGUUGUCGAGUCCGAUAAGGCCGAUAUGGACGUUGAAACCUUCUAUGAUGGCUAUCUCGCUGCCAUUAUGGUCGAUGAAGGUGGCGUUGCCCCUGUUGGAUCUGCAAUCGCUCUUUUGGCUGAGACUCAGGAUGAGAUUUCUGAGGCUAAGUCUAGAGCUGCCAACCCUUCUGCUUCUCCGGCUUCGGCACCUCCGCCGGACAAGAGUCCUGAAAAUGUAGUUGCUACCCCUGCGGCACCGGUUAUGGUGGCGAAGGCGGCCGCUGCUCCGGUUGUUGUGGCUUCCACUCACCCUGCAUCUGAAGGGGGGAAGAGAAUUGUGGCGUCUCCGUAUGCCAAGAAACUGGCUAAGGAGUUGAAUGUGGAGCUGGCGACGGUGGUGGGGACUGGGCCAUUGGGGCGAAUUGUGGCUAAGGAUGUUGAAGCUGCGGCGACUUCUGCUGCUGCUAGCGCAGUUUCGGCUCCGGGAGGCGGUGUGAAGCCCGCCCCAUCCCUGGAGUUGGGCACCACUGUGCCGUUUACCACAAUGCAAGGGGCGGUGAGUAGAAACAUGGUUGAGAGUCUCGCGGUGCCCACUUUCAGAGUGGGGUAUACCAUUACAACAGAUGCACUUGAUGCUCUUUACAAAAAGAUUAAAUCAAAGGGAGUGACCAUGACAGCGUUGCUUGCCAAGGCUACGGCUCUGGCUUUGGCUAAACAUCCUGUAGUAAAUUCAAGUUGUAGGGAUGGUAAGAGCUUUACUUAUAAUAGUAGCAUCAAUAUUGCAGUUGCCGUGGCCAUUGAUGGUGGCUUGAUCACACCAGUUCUUCAAGAUGCGGAUAAGGUGGAUAUUUAUUCUCUGUCUCGAAAGUGGAAAGAGUUAGUCGAAAAAGCUAGAGCCAAGCAGCUGCAACCUCAGGAAUACAAUACUGGUACAUUCACUCUCUCUAACCUUGGAAUGUUUGGUGUGGAUCGAUUUGAUGCAAUUCUGCCUCCCGGAACUGGAGCAAUCAUGGCUGUUGGAGCAUCUAUCCCUACGGUUGUGGGUACUAAAGAUGGUCGAAUUGGCAAGAAAAACCAAAUGCAGGUAAAUGUAACAGCGGAUCAUCGAGUAAUCUACGGUGCAGAUCUUGCCACUUUCUUGCAAACCUUGGCAAAAAUAAUUGAGGACCCUAAAGACCUAACACUAUAGUUUUACUUGCAUUUUAACCCCCAAUUUUCUUUUCUUCUCUCUUUAGUUUUCUUCUUAUGAUUUGAUGUUCUUUUUUCCCACACAUAUUUGAGUCAGAUGUGAUCUCCAUAAAAUGUGGUAGAAACUUUAAAGUAAGAAAUUGUUCUCAAUAUCUGUUGUUGCUCAUGUUCAGAGAAGAACAAAAGCAGAAUUUUGAAGGAUGAACUAUUAUUUGUGUUUUUGUUUUUCUUUCUAAUUGAGUUGUAUUUAGAACUUAUUUUCACGUGGUAUUCAUAUAUUUAUUUUCUUCAUGUUGGAAA
Cucumis sativus (cucumber) is the source of this 1854-nucleotide messenger RNA. RefSeq names its product dihydrolipoyllysine-residue acetyltransferase component 5 of pyruvate dehydrogenase complex, chloroplastic. Gene Ontology annotation, cellular component: chloroplast envelope; pyruvate dehydrogenase complex; chloroplast thylakoid. NCBI's taxonomy places the organism in Eukaryota, Viridiplantae, Streptophyta, Magnoliopsida, Cucurbitales, Cucurbitaceae. The record is from RefSeq and is a predicted model, not a curated record. The transcript is spliced from 6 exons. The coding region runs from base 161 to 1555 and encodes 464 amino acids. Gene Ontology annotation, molecular function: dihydrolipoyllysine-residue acetyltransferase activity. Gene Ontology annotation, biological process: pyruvate decarboxylation to acetyl-CoA.